CCAAAGGGGCUGAGCACAGAGAGAUGCACAUAAUCACUUCACCUUUUAAUACAACACACCGUCUCCUUUGAGCAAUAAACGCACACGCGAGUAAAGGUCGUCGAGACAGUCGUUUAUUAUUCACCCUGUUACUCGAUAGUCAGUGGGAGGAGAGAGAGAGGGAGAGAUGGUUCAUUUAAAAGCGCAUGAACGCCAGAUGAAAGCGCUCUUGAACAGAAUGAGAGAAUCGACCAGCUGACCUUCUGUCUUAUUAUUACUGCUACCAAUAAGCCUCAAAUCCCGACUGGAUUUAUCUAUGUUGCUGUUUUUUCCCAUGACUUGAACUGGAUUAGGUGGGGAGAAAAAAAAAACAGGAUUAUUGUGAUAUUUAGCCGAACUGCUUUUCAUAGAGUUAUGAGCACCGAGACUAUGUCGCUUUACAUUGAAGGUCUGAGUAAAGAGUUACCAAGCAACAGCAACAAGAUGGCUCAGUUUCAGGAAGUGAUGCGACAGCAGCUGGAGAGCUCUAUGCACGCUGAGCUGGAAAAACUCGUAGGCACAGCCAAAGGUGCAGAAGCUGAGGUGUCUAAGAAGGACUUUGAAGGCUUUAGGAAGUUAUUCCACCGAUUUCUGCAGGUGAAGGGACCUUCAGUAGAGUGGUCAAAAAUCAACAGGCCCCCUGAGGACUCGAUCCAGCCAUAUGAUAAGAUUAAGGCAAAGGGUCUACCGGACUACAUAGCAGACAGUCUGAAUAAGCUGGUGGUGGUGAAGCUGAAUGGAGGUCUGGGAACCAGCAUGGGCUGCAAAGGGCCCAAGAGCCUUAUUAGCGUCCGUAAUGAGAACACUUUCCUGGAUCUAACCGUCCAACAGAUUGAGCACUUGAAUAAAACAUAUAAUGCUGAUGUUCCACUGGUGCUCAUGAACUCUUUCAAUACGGAUGAAGACACUAAGAAGAUCCUACAAAAAUACACUCACCACAGAGUCAAGAUACACACGUUCAACCAGAGCAGGUAUCCACGGAUAAAUAAGGAGUCAUUGUUGCCAGUCGCUAAGGACAUGGCUAUGACAGGAGAGAAUGCAGAUGUGUGGUAUCCUCCUGGUCAUGGUGACAUUUACGCCAGCUUUUAUAACUCCGGUCUGUUGGAGCAGCUCAUCGCUGAAGGGAAGGAGUACAUUUUUGUCUCCAACAUCGAUAACCUGGGUGCAACGGUAGACCUGUAUAUACUGAACCACCUGGUGAGCCAGCCGAACGGCAAACGCUGUGAGUUCAUCAUGGAGGUCACAGACAAGACCAGAGCAGAUGUGAAGGGAGGUACGCUCAUUCAGUAUGAUGGUAAGCUUCGGUUACUGGAAAUCGCCCAGGUUCCCAAAGCUCAUGUAGAUGAAUUCAAAUCAGUGACCAAGUUUAAGAUCUUCAACACCAACAACCUAUGGAUCUCCCUGUCUGCCAUAAAGAGACUACAAGAACAGAACGCCAUGGACAUGGAAAUCAUAGUCAACCCUAAGACUCUAGAUGGGGGUCUGAAUGUCAUUCAGCUGGAGACCGCAGUGGGUGCUGCCAUCAAGUGCUUUGAUAACGCCUUGGGCAUCAAUGUGCCUCGCAGCCGCUUCCUGCCUGUCAAAACCACAUCUGACCUCCUGCUGGUUAUGUCCAACCUGUACAGCCUGGAGGCAGGGUCUCUGACCAUGAGCGAGAGGCGCGAGUUUCCCACAACUCCUCAUGUCAAACUGGGCAGCUCCUUCACCAAGGUUCAGGAAUAUCUCACACGAUUCGAGAGCAUUCCAGACAUGCUAGAGCUGGAUCACUUGACGGUGUCUGGUGACGUAACCUUCGGAAAGCACGUCUCUCUAAAGGGAACGGUCAUCAUCAUAGCCAACCAUGGAGACCGCAUCGACAUUCCAGCCGGCUCUAUGUUGGAAAAUAAAAUUGUGUCCGGAAACCUUCGGAUCCUGGAUCACUGACGUGUCGUGUGACUUGGAUGCAGAAUCACAUGACUGACCAACACCUAUCACUGUCCUCAUCAUCAUAACCAAUCACGGAGACACAAUCGACAUUCCGGCCAGAUCCAUGAAGGAAAGUUAAAGUGUCUGGGAACUUGUGGAUCUUAGAGCACCGACACCUCUGUGUCAUGUGACCUGGAUGCCAAAUCACAUGACCGACCCAUACCUGCCUCUCUCAGAGCCUUCAUUAGUGGUGCUGAUCACAGCACACAGCACCACAAACACCAUAAAAUUUCUAAUCCAUUCCAGAGACAUUUAUUUUUGUAGUAGUUUGUGUGUUUUAGUUUCCUGUCAUUUAGUGGUCCUCAAAUGUUAUGUACGUUACACAAAUCUCAUCGUUGUGUUUUGUUUCCGUUUUUUACUCUGAGAAUGCAGUAUUUCUCUUGUUGUAUCUAUGGCAUCAUAAACUGACCCUUCGGGGUCAGUGUCCUCUACUCGCUCAAAAAUGUGAAAGAGUGCAAAGCAAUAAGUGUUCUGCAACAGUGAAGGCUGAUGGUUCUGUCUUUGUGUUCUAGAACCUGGUCUAGAUCCUGAAAGUUCUGUGGAACUAAAUAAAGUGCAAUAUGGAACAGAACAAUAGCAGAAGUUCACUGUAAAUUUAACACUCCUGCUUGUUAUCUACAGUAGGAAAAAGAAAGCGAGGGAACAAGUAUGUGCACAAGGAAGGGAAAGAAAGUAAAAAGAGCAUCUACUAUUUCAGCAGUGUAUGAAGGCUGUAGACAAGGUCUUCCAGACUCCCUGGAGGCAGGAGGUUAUUGUGUUCCACUGGUCUGUUAAUGUGAAAGCAGCCAAGCAUUAAACUCACUGUUAAUAACCGGCACAUGGAGCAGGACACACACACACACACACACACACACACACACAUUGGUGAUUUAAGAUCAAAGAGGUCCAGAGAUUGUUGUCACAGCCUGACAAUCAGCUCCUGCGUUGACAAAAUGUGAAUUUAGGCAACAUUAUAAUGUAUAGUAAAUUAAAAAUUGGUAUUUAUUUUAAGAUUGGCUAAAGAUUCCAUGUAACAGUGUUAUUCAUUUACUGGUGUUUUUAAAGAUUAACUCUAAGUAAGCAUUAGAUAACGGCAGUAAUUUAAAUGUAAAAAAAAUAAGGAAAUGAGCAUGCACAAUUAAAUAUCCAAC
Molecule: messenger RNA, 3113 nt
Organism: Sinocyclocheilus anshuiensis
Lineage: Eukaryota; Metazoa; Chordata; Actinopteri; Cypriniformes; Cyprinidae
Product: UTP--glucose-1-phosphate uridylyltransferase-like
Exons: 10
Coding region: 394-1941 (515 amino acids)
Biological process (GO): UDP-alpha-D-glucose metabolic process
Molecular function (GO): UTP:glucose-1-phosphate uridylyltransferase activity
Source: RefSeq, a predicted model, not a curated record